GACCGGGGCGCGCUGCGGCCGCCCAAGCGGACCCGGCGAGAGGCUGCGGCGGCGGGAGCGGCGGUGAUGGACGGGUCCGGGGAGCAGCCCAGAGGCGGGGGGCCCACCAACUCUGAGCACAUCAUGAAGACGGGGGCCCUUUUGCUUCAGGGUUUCAUCCAGGAUCGAGCAAAGCAGAUGGGAGGGGAGACGCCUGAGCUGGCCCUGGAGCGGGUGCCCCAGGAUCCAUCCACGAAGAAGCUGAGCGAGUGUCUCAAGCGCAUCGGGGACGAAUUGGACAGUAACUUAGAGCUGCAGAGGAUGAUUGCAGCUGUGGACACAGACUCUCCCCGUGAAGUCUUUUUCCGAGUGGCAGCAGAGAUGUUUUCCGAUGGCAACUUCAACUGGGGCCGGGUUGUUGCCCUUUUCUACUUUGCCAGCAAACUGGUGCUCAAGGCCCUGUGCACCAAGGUGCCCAACCUGAUCAAGACCAUCAUGGACUGGACGCUGGACUUCCUUCGUGAGCGGCUGCUGAGUUGGAUCCAAGACCAGGGUGGUUGGGAUGGCCUCCUCUCCUACUUUGGGACCCCCACGUGGCAGACAGUGACCAUCUUCGUGGCUGGCGUGCUCACUGCCUCACUCACCAUCUGGAAGAAAAUGGGCUGAAGCCCCGGUGGCCUUGGACUGUGUCUUUUCUGCAUAAAUUAUGACAUUUUUCUGGGAGGGGUGGGAAUGAGGGGGGGACAUGGGUAUUUUUCUUACUUUUAUAAUUAUUGGGGGAGGGGGGUUGGUCUUGGGGGGCAAUAAACCUCCUUUGGGCCACAUGUUGGAGUCUGAGUCACUGGGCCUCUCCCCUCCCUGGCCAUGAGAGGGGAGCAGACCUCCCACACUGUCACCUGCCCCACAGCUUCCACAGGCCAUGUCCACUGCACACGCAGAGGGUCGCUGUCUCUCUGGGUUUCUUGGGGACUAGGGCUCUCCCUGCCUCCGUACUCUUGAGACAUCUUUUCUGAGGGUGCUCAGUGCUCUGUGGGGCUGAGAUGAGUACAGUCCCAGUCCUGCCUUGUCUUCCUCUCUCUUUGAAUCUGUGUUUCCCCUUCUCUCUGGGUCUCUGUCCCCCUCUCUUUCUGGGUCUCUGUCCCUGUCUGUCUCUGAGUUUCUGUCUCCCUCCCUCUGGGAACAGGGGCAUCUGGCAUUCCAACAUCACAGGGUAGGAUAAUGUGUUUCCUCAUGGAGGCAGCACUGGGGCAGGAGGCGGCUGGGGGGAGGGGGGCUGGACCUGGAAGCUUGAACACAAGGGAUCACAGGAAGUUGCAUGUUUACUGAGGUGGAGGAUGGGGGGACAGUGGAGGAGGGAUAGGCGGACAGACUUCAAAAGGCCUUGGAGGAUGGGGCCUUGGGGAGCCAGGAGGUGUAGGAGCAGGGGAGGGCUCUGGAGCCCUGUGGUGAAGCUACUGGACCAGGGCUCUGGGCUGAGGGGGCAGGGCCUGGGGACUGAUGGGCGGGGGGAAGAGAAGGAGGAGCUCUAGGGUGGGGCCCAGUAAAGGAGGGUGGAGGAACCCUCCGGGAGAGGAGCAGGCUUGGGGAGUGUUGCUGAGCUCCAAGAAGGGAAAGCAAAGACCCAGGUCUGGGAAUCUGAGGAAAGAGGGAUUAGAGAGAAUGAGAGAUGGGGCGUGGGGUGAGGAGAGAGUAGGCAUGGAGUCCCUGUUCCCACUCUCUGAGAUUCUGUCCCCCUCUCUGGGUCUCUGCCAUUCCCUCCUGCUCUUUGUUCUUCUCUCUCUGGGUCUCUGUCCCCCUUUCUCUGUCUGGGUCUCCGUUCUGUCUGAGUAUCUGCCCCCACCCUGUGUCCCUGUCCCCCUCUCUCUGGAUUGUGGUCCCCCCAGGUCUCUCCACCCCCUCUCUCUGAGUCUCUGCCUCCUCCUCUCUGGGUUUCUGUCCCUCUUUCUCUGGGUCUCUGUUCAUCUCUCUGGGUCCCUGUUCUGUCUGAGUAUCUGCCCCCACCCCCCAUAUCUCUGUCCUCUCUCAGGGUCUUGGUUGCCCCCCCAGGUCUCUCUCACCCUCUCUGAGUCUCUGCCUACCCCUCUCUGGGUCUCUGUAUCCCUGUCUGAGUAUCUGCCCCCCUGCCCUGGGUCUCUUUCCUCUUCUCUCUCUGGGUCUCGAUCCUUCUCUCUCUGGGUCCCUGUCCCCCCAGGUCUCUUUCCCCCACUCUCUGUGGGUCUCUGUGCCCCUCUCUUUCUAGGUCUCUGCCCCCCUUUCUCUCUUUGGGUCUCUGUCACCCUUUCUCUAGGCUUCUGUCCCCCUCUCCCUGGGUCUCUGUCUUUCUCUCUCUAUCUCUGUUUCUCCCUCUCUGGGUCUUGGUCCCUGCCCCAGGUCUCUUUCCCCUGCCUCUCUGAGUUUCUGUCCCCCUCUCUUUCUCUCUGAGUAUCUGUGCCCCCCACCCCCAUGUCUCUGUCCCCCUCUCUCUUUCUCUGGGUCUCUGUCCUGAGUAUCUGUCCCCCUCCCCAUGUCUCUGUCCCCCUUCUUCUGUGUCUUGGUCCCCCCUAGGUCUCUUUCCCCCUCUCUCAGUCUCUGUCCCCCCUCUGGGUCUCUGUACCCUUCUCUCUGGGUCUCUGUUCCCCUCUCUCUCUGGGUCUCUCCCCCCGACCCCGGUCUCUGUCCCCAUCUCUCUCUGGGUCUCUGUCACCCUGAGUAUCUGCUCCCCCCCGCCGUGUCUCUGUCCCCUUGAUCUCUCUGGGUCUCUGUGCCCCUCUUUCUCUCUGGGUUUCUGGCCCCCCCAUCUCUCUGGGUCUCUGUCCCUCCCCCCAAGUCUCAGUCCCUCUCUGUGGGUUUCUGUGCCCCCAUCUCUCUCUCUGGGUCUCUGUCCCCCUCUCUCUCUGGGUCUCUGUCCCCCUCUCUCUCUGGAUCUCUGUCCCCCUCUCUCUCUGGGUCUCUGUCCCCCUCUCUCUCUGGGUCUCUGUCCCCCUCUCUCUCUGGGUCUUUGUCCCCCUCUCUCUCUGGGUCUCUGUUCCCCUCUCUGGAACUCUGUCCCCCUCUUGGGUCUCUCCCUUUCUGGUCUCUGUCCCCCCCUCUCUGGAUCUUUUCCCCUUCUCUAGGUCUCUGUUCCUCUCUCUCUAGGCUUCUGUCCCUCACACUUGGGUUUCUGCCCCCUCACUCUCUGUUUCUUUCUCUCCUGCAACCUAUGGUCUCUACCCCUCUUCUGAUCCUCUCUGUCUCAGCCCCUCCUUUCCCUCCACUUGUGGACACUUUCAAAAUCCCCUUUCCAUAGGUGGGGCUUGCCUGGGGCUAAAGGUCUUUAGGCUGAGGAAUGACAACUGGUCAAUCAAUAACUAGGCCUGACUAACUAGGUGGCUCAGGUCACUUACCCUCCCUCCUCCCCCAUGUGCUCUCCCCAGAGACACUAAGUCCAAGCCAGACACCAAGUCAGGUGAGAAAUGUCAGAGAUAUAUGAGCUGAGACUGAGCCCCUGACCCAGAGAGAGGGAACGCUAUGGCCACAGGAAGAAUCUCCAGGAAAGACAUAAGGGAACUGAGAUAAAGUAUGACGUGGAAACAAAAACAUCUUGGGGGAGAGGGCCACAAGCCUGGUUCUGAGGGUCUCAGUCAGACCAAUUGCAGCCGGCCCUGAGGGGAUGAGGUCAGGGGAGGGGGGCCCUCCCACCUCAGUCCUGGUCCCCUUCCUGUGCUGAGCUCACCAUGACUCAGCAUAGCCACUCACCCAGAUGGCCUUUGUUGUUGGGUGCCGAGGACUCAAUUUCAACUCAUAACUACCCCCAUAUUACAGAGUAGAACUGUCCCAUAGGGUUUUCUAGGCUAUGAUCUUUAGAUCUUUAUGGGAGUAUAUUGCCCGGUCUUUCUUUCACAGAGCUGCUGGGUGGGUUUGAAUUGCUGACCUUUGGGUUACGAGCCAAGUACUUAAACUUUGUGCCACCAGGGCUCCUUAACACCAAAACCAAACCCAUUGCUGUAGCGUCACUUCUGACUCAGGGAUCACCUUUUGGUUAGCAGGUGAGCUCUUUAACCACUGUGCCACCAGGGCUCCUAUACACGCCCCUUAGGGACCCCAGAUACUGGCCCAGCCUUGGCAUCCACAGAUCCCCUGGGUGAAGGGCUACCCUGCCUGCACUGGCUGGCGUGGCUGCUCUGCCAAGCAGACCUGACCUCUUACCCCUCCCCUGUGACUUCUGUUCCUAUGCCACAUGAGCUACCUCCAUUACCGACUCAUCUAGGGUCCAGUUGCUGUCUUUGUACCUUCCUCCUCUACACAACCAGGAGACUUGGUUGGGCAGUGAUUAAGCGUCUGGCUGCGAACAGAAAGGUCAGCCUUUCAAACCCACCCAGCAGUUCUGUAGGAGAAAGACCCUGGUUUCAUAAAUAUUACAGCCUGGAAAGCCCUAUAGGGCAGUCGUACUCUAUCACUUGAGGUCGCCAUGAGUCAAAACCUGUCUUGAUGGUACUCAACAGGGAGCUCCUUGAGGGCAGGGCCCUGCUUUGAGUCAGCUCUGCCUUCCCAGUCCCAGUAUGAGCCUGGCUCACUUAAAAAAAUGUAUGUACAAUGAAGACAGUCUCCUCCUAGGUCCCCAGGCUCUCCUAGUUUCCCGAGAGACCCUGAAGUAGUGCAUAUUGGGCUGGACACCCAACUACCUCUGAGAGGUCCCUUCAGGGCCAGAGAGAAUUUCCACAGUCUUUAGACUGCCUCCAAAACAAAGAAACCCAAUACGAUCAAGUCGAUUCUGACUCACAGCGACCCUAUAGGACAGAGUAAAACUGCCCCAUAGGGUUUCCAAGGCUGUAAAUCUUUACAAAAGUAGACUGCCACAUCUUUCUUCCAACAAGGGGGUGGUGGGUUCCACCACAGACUUUGCGGUUAGCAGGUGAGCACUUAACCACCGAGCCACCAAGCCUCCUAGCCUCCAAAAUAGUUCCCAGGAAAUGCAGCCCAAGAGACCCCCCCCCAAGGCUCUAACGUUAUUUCCUACACACACCCCAAUCUCAGCAUCCAGAAAAACACUGCUGUUUUGUUUUUAGGUGCCAUCCAGUUGCUUCCAACUCAUAGCAACCCUGUGUACAACAGAAUAGAACACUGCCUGGUCCUGUGCCAUCCUCACAAUCCUUAUGCUUAAGCCCAUUGUUGCAGCCAUUGUGUCAAUCCAUGUCCUUAAGGGUCUUCCUCUUUUUCGAUGACCCUCUACUUCACCAAGCAUGAUGUCUUUCUCCAGGGACUGAUCCCCCCUGAUAACACGCCCAAAGUAUGUGAGAUGUAAUCUCGCCAUCCCUUAAAAUAGCCCCAAGGUAUCCUGAAAGCCCAGACAAUUCUUCCAAGAUUCCAAGAGCUCUUGAGGGUUCCUGAGUCCCCCUACCUCUCAAAAAGUCCCUGUUCCUGUUAAGUGUCAUUGACUCAAUUUCAAAACAUAGUGAACCUAUGUGAGCCCUGUUGGCACAGUGGUUAAAGUGCUUGGCUGCUAAAUGAAAGGUUAGUGGUUAGAACCCACUAGCCACUCUGUGGGAGAAAUACCUGGCCAUCUGCUUCCAUAAGGAUUACAGCCUUGGAAACCCUAUGGGGCAGUUCUACCCUGUCCUAUAGGGUAGAUAUGACUCAAAAUGGACUUAACAGUAAUGGGUUUGGUUUUUUUUUUAAUGUGUGCGGGGAGCAGACCACCAGGUUUUUCACCUGCCUGCCAGGUGGAUUCGAAUUAAAAUAGUGCCUAGAUUUCCAGAAACACCCCAGCCCUUGAACCCCAAGGCUCCAAAACCACUGCUUUUCACAACUUGCAGAUUCCUCUGAAGGCCCUAGAGACCUCCCCCAGCUUCCAAGAAAGGCCUCCAAAGAAACAGACUUCUUAGAUCCAACUCUAAAGCUAGAGAGACCUUCCACUUUUGGGUAAACACUAGGGAAACAGCUCUCCUAUCCCACAACCCAGCGAGACCCCCACCCAAAACCCAGUGCCAUCGAGUCGAUUCCGGCUCAUUGCGAAGCGAGACCCCCAGGGUUCCAGAAAUACUCUUCUUGGGGCCUUCCAAAUUUCCUAAUGACCGGGAAACCCCUUAUCUUCCACAAGCAACCCCCCCUGCACCUCUAAGGAAGCCCCAGGGUUCUAAAAGAGUCCAUGCUUUCAGAGACAAGCCCAGAAUCCUACUUCCCUGAAACAUCCCCAAGACCCCAGGAUCAUCACCGCCCAGGGCUCCCCAGUGUUCCCAUAAACCUCCCAUCUUCCAGAGCUGCCCCCAGAAUCCCCCGACUUUGCGAAUAAGCCCCAGGACCCUGCACCCACCGAACCCGCCUAGCACCCACUUCCUCCCCGCAUUCCCAUUUCACAACAGUCUCACGCUCCAAGCGCGUGACUCCCCAACCCCGGGGCGGCUGGGGGGAAGGGGGGAGGCGCCUAUCUGUUCUGGAUUGGUCAGGCGCGGGCUCAAGUCCCGCCUCCCGCCACCGCGGACUGGUCGACAGAUCGCCCUGAAGCCCCGCCUGCGAGGAGCCGCAUGCUAUAAAACACGCCGCCCUAGCCCCCACCUUCCUUAAGCUCGCUCGGUGGUCCCGUGGAUCUGUUUCUUGCUUCAACAGUGCUUGGACGGAGCAGACCCGGGGACGCCCUACCUCCAGCUUCGCGCUACCUUUCAACCUCGUGUCCUACGCGCAACCUCUGGGACCAUCUUCUUGGCCAUCCCCUGUUUCCAGGACCAGCUAACACCGUUUU
This is a messenger RNA of Loxodonta africana (African savanna elephant), 6673 nucleotides long. RefSeq names its product BCL2 associated X, apoptosis regulator (gene BAX). The coding region runs from base 67 to 645 and encodes 192 amino acids. NCBI's taxonomy places the organism in Eukaryota, Metazoa, Chordata, Mammalia, Proboscidea, Elephantidae. Gene Ontology annotation, molecular function: protein homodimerization activity; protein heterodimerization activity; channel activity. Gene Ontology annotation, biological process: intrinsic apoptotic signaling pathway in response to DNA damage; release of cytochrome c from mitochondria; positive regulation of apoptotic process. Gene Ontology annotation, cellular component: mitochondrial outer membrane. The record is from RefSeq and is a predicted model, not a curated record. The transcript has 6 exons.